Messenger RNA from Lycium ferocissimum, 1866 nucleotides. Its product is annotated as adenylosuccinate synthetase, chloroplastic. The record is from RefSeq and is a predicted model, not a curated record. Gene Ontology annotation, biological process: 'de novo' AMP biosynthetic process; IMP metabolic process. NCBI's taxonomy places the organism in Eukaryota, Viridiplantae, Streptophyta, Magnoliopsida, Solanales, Solanaceae. The transcript is spliced from 4 exons. The coding region runs from base 95 to 1624 and encodes 509 amino acids. Gene Ontology annotation, cellular component: cytoplasm. Gene Ontology annotation, molecular function: GTP binding; adenylosuccinate synthase activity.
UGAAUAGUUCCCAUACUCCCCCUCACCUAACAAUAAACCCUGAAAAACACGCACACUUUCCCUCCUCUUUCCCCCUCUCCGCCGCCACGUCACCAUGAACAUCUCAACCCUAAGACUCGAUUCCACCUCAAUCACCACCGCCACAUCAUCAUCAUCAUCAAAGUUGACUCACCGGAGUGGGACCCUCAGUUACAAUGGGAGUAAUAAUUGUAGGUUCCUUCAGUUCCAGCAAAGGAAGAAUAAGAAGAAUUCUUCAAUUAUCGUUUGUUCGACAAAACCGGUUGCAUCGGUAACCGUUGACCAUCAGGCGGUCAACGAGUCAGGACUGAGUCGAAUUGAGUCAUUGAGUCAGGUAUCAGGUGUGUUAGGUUGUCAAUGGGGUGAUGAAGGAAAAGGAAAACUUGUUGAUAUUUUGGCUAAGCAUUUCGAUAUUGUUGCUCGUUGUCAGGGAGGAGCCAAUGCUGGGCACACCAUUUACAAUUCUGAGGGGAAGAAGUUUGCUCUGCACCUUGUCCCUUCAGGGAUUCUCAAUGAGGAAACACUAUGUGUUAUUGGUAAUGGAGUUGUGGUGCAUCUACCAGGACUCUUUAAAGAAAUUGAUGGUCUUGAAUCUAAUGGAGUCUCUUGCCAAGGAAGGAUCUUGGUAUCUGAUCGUGCUCAUUUGUUAUUUGAUUUUCACCAAGAAAUAGAUGGGCUUAGAGAAGCUGAGCUAGCUAAAUCCUUUAUCGGAACCACUAAGAGAGGCAUUGGGCCUUGCUAUUCAAGCAAGGUUAUUCGAAAUGGCAUAAGAGUAAGUGAUUUAAGGCAUAUGGACACAUUCCCCCAAAAGCUUGAUCUGUUAUUAUCAGAUGCCGCUUCAAGAUUCCAAGGUUUUAAGUAUAGCCCUGAAAUGCUCAAGGAAGAAGUGGAACGCUAUAAGAAAUUUGCUGAGAGAUUGGAACCGUACAUUACAGAUACUGUACACUUCAUGCAUGAUGCUAUAUCUCAGAAAAAGAAGAUUUUGGUAGAAGGUGGUCAGGCAACUAUGCUAGAUAUCGAUUUUGGGACAUACCCUUUUGUCACUUCAUCCAGUCCAUCAGCUGGUGGAAUCUGCACAGGUCUUGGCAUUGCUCCCAGAGUUGUUGGUGAUCUUGUUGGUGUGGUUAAGGCAUAUACCACAAGAGUCGGUUCUGGUCCUUUCCCAACAGAAAUCAUGGGCAAAGGUGGUGAUCUUCUUCGUUUUGCUGGGCAGGAGUUUGGCACAACUACUGGACGCCCGCGUCGCUGUGGUUGGCUAGACCUAGUCGCACUGAAAUUUUGCUGUCAAAUAAAUGGAUUUGCUUCUCUGAACCUAACAAAACUGGAUGUGCUGUCAGAUCUAUCAGAAAUUCAGUUGGGUGUCACUUACAGGCAUCCUGAUGGUUCAACAUUAAACUCUUUUCCUUCUGAUCUCAAUCUUCUUGAACAAAUAAAGGUGGAGUAUGAAGUUUUGCCUGGAUGGCAGACUGACAUUUCUUCCAUCAGGAAGUACUCUGACUUGCCUAAGGCUGCACGCGAGUAUGUAGAAAGGAUAGAGGAGCUAGUCGGGGUACCUAUCCAUUACAUUGGUAUUGGGCCUGGUCGUGAUGCCCUUAUCUACAAGUGAUUUUAGAUUUUUUCGUCAUAUUGCCAGAAUGAAUUCUUCAAACUGCUGGUAAACCUUAGGCUAAACUUGUAGUAACACCAAGAAUUAUCAAUUUGAUGCCAUUGGUUAAAUGUAACAAUCAUGUAUUUGUUGUCUUUAAAGUUAGAUCCAACCCCCCCCCCCCCCCCUUUCUUUUCUUCCUUGUUGAACCUGUCAAGGGGAAUAGUCAGUUAGGAAUGCCACCAGCGUCCUUGAGUUUUGAA